AUGAUCUUUUACAAAAUGGCUCGUCCACAAGACCCUCCACGCGGUUUCUUCCCAUUUGGGAACCCGUUCAAGAAUCUAUCUUCAAAGAACCCUGUAUUAUCGUCGAAGCUUCUCUCGCUGUUGAACAGUUUCGAGGUAAACUUGGCAUCUUCGAUUAGAAAGCUUGUCCCAAAGGAAAAGAGCCAGAUCCUGACUGUUUCAUGGAUGAAGCAAGCCAUGGAGUCUCUCUGCGAGACACAUAAUGGUAUCAAGACUCUUAUAACCGAUCUCGAGCUUCCGGUAUCAGACUGGGAGGACAAAUGGGUUGAUGUGUAUCUUGACGUAAGCGUGAAGCUCCUCGAUCUCUGCAACGCCUUUAGCUCAGAGCUAACCCGUCUCAACCAAGGCCACCUCUUGCUCCAGUUUGCUCUGCAUAACCUGGAGACAAACUCCCCUCGGAAUCUGUCGAAAGCCCAGUCAUCACUCGGCAGCUGGAAGCAACACAUUGUUUCCAAGAACCCGAGGAUGGAAAACUGCCGCGCAAUCCUGAGCAGCCUCGUUCAAAGCUUGAAUCUCCCCAAGGUGAAAAAAUACUCGGCCAGAGGAAAAGUCCUGAUGCGAGCUCUAUACGGUGUCAAGGUUAAGACUUUAUACGUUUCCGGUGUUUUUGCUGCAGCAUUCUCAGGUUCGUCGCACAAUCUGUUUUACCUUACCGUCUCAGACGAGCUUCCAUGGGCACAGUCAUUCAUGGAAAUGCAGAACACGAUGAACGCAGAAAUCAAGAACGUAUUUUUGUCAGACGGGUUUACGGUUCUGAAAGAGCUCGAGGCCGUUGAUUCGGGUGUUCAGAGACUUGCCCCUGCGAUCCGACAAGGGUCAUUUGAUCCCAUUUCGCUGCAGCCACUGAAGGACUCGGUCACGGAGUUAUCGAAUGGGCUAGAUCUUGUUUCGAAGGAGGUGGAUUGUUUCUUCAAGACUCUGUUGUCGGGGCGGGACACAUUACUGGAGAACCUCAGGUCGAUGGGCGUAUCAACGGUACUCGCAACAUCACCAAAAACGGUUGCUGAUAGACAGCUAUUGUGUGAAUGGAUGGUGUAAGUUCGGUAGUGAAUGUGUUGUUAGGUGUGUGUGGUAUUGUGGUCGUUUGUGUGAGAUGCAAUGAAACUAGUAUUUGUAUAAGUAAAGGUUUUUCAAAAGUUAUUAAAUCUUGCUAGUAUAUUAAAAAUUCUCGAGAUUUAUCAUCUUGUAAGCAGAGGACGCGAGAAACGGUCAAAUUUCCGCUCUUGUAGCACUCUAAAUCUAGCUGGGUCUGUCUCGGAUUUAUUCAAUUCACAAUCUUUGAGUUUAGUGGUGUAAAGAGAGAGAGAGAGAGAGAGAGAGAGAGAGAGAGAGAGAGAGGAAGAAAUAUCAACGGAGAGAGGCGUCAAUGAUCAUCGUAGCAGAAGAAUGGCUAUCAACAAUGGUCGUUAUGUUCAGUAUAACCUCUAUGAGAACCCAAUCGGCGACAAGAGCUCAGGCAAGAGUCGGUGAAAACAGUUCUUCUGGACCCGUCGGAUAUCCAGAGAAGGAGAGAAGAAGCUGCUUCAGGAUGAUGGUGGCUGGGCGGCGAUCCAUCUUGGCUCAGAUCUGAAGCGGCGGCGACCCCUCGGGAGAUGGGCCUAAACCGGAGAAGGUCAUUUGCAUGAAAUCAUCAGCUUGAUAAUGUACUAAAAUUCUUGAGAAUAUUAUUAGUUUUGAUUUUCUUUCAAUCGGUUUUAUUUUGUCUUGUAUGAUUUGAAGCCGAAUCAAGUACCUUCUCUUUUUGGUUCGGUUCUGUUUUCGAAUUGGAUUUUCCGGUUACAGUUGCACGUUGAUUGGCCUAAGACCAUUUAUCAUGUCGCAGAAAAGGCGAAGAAGCGUUUCAUAUUGACAAAAUAAUAUUAACGUUUCA
Thlaspi arvense is the source of this 1909-nucleotide messenger RNA. The record is from the annotation of a GenBank genome assembly. NCBI's taxonomy places the organism in Eukaryota, Viridiplantae, Streptophyta, Magnoliopsida, Brassicales, Brassicaceae.